Dicrocoelium dendriticum is the source of this 2748-nucleotide messenger RNA. Lineage: Eukaryota; Metazoa; Platyhelminthes; Trematoda; Plagiorchiida; Dicrocoeliidae. The record is from the annotation of a GenBank genome assembly.
AUGGGAGCGAAAAUGGAGGAAACUGAUGAGAACGGCAUGACCGCACUGCAUUACGCGGUGACCAGAAAUAACUUGUCGGCUACCAAGCAGUUAAUUAUAGCCGGUGCGAACUUGGAGUGUGUCGACAACGAAAAAAUGACUCCUCUAUUUCUCGCAAUCCGUCUCAAUCACGUCGACAUGGUCAAAUAUCUUCUCAAGUGCAAGGCCAACGCUUUAUUCAGCGAUGACAAUAGAUGCAAUGUUUUCCAUCACGCCUGUCGGCACGGAGAUGUGAACAUCCUCCAGGACAUUUAUAAUCAUAUCAUCGAAAACCAUGGAGAGGGCAUUGUGCAUUACAUGUUAAACGCGAUGAACACUAAACAAGAACCUCCUUUGCACUGGGCGAUACUGAGGAAAGCAGUGGAUAUCACGAAGUUGUGCAUCGACUUGGGAGCCACAACAACAUUUCGCAAUUCGAAGGGCGAAACCGCUUUGCAUUUGGCUGCGCGCUCUGGAGUGGUGAGACUGGCAUCGCUGUUGAUCGAAUUCGGUAUCGAUGUAAACGCAAUGGACUCAGACGGACGCACACCCAUUUAUACGGCCAUUGAAAAUAAUCAAAACGCAAUGGUCAGUAUGUUAAUCCGAAAUGAAGCAAACCUUGAUCAUGAGGACUUUCAGCAAAUAACACCGCUGCUGCUGUCGGCCAAAUUAGGCCGCGAAUUAAGCUGUUCUUUGCUGUUGAGUAACGACGCCAGGGUCAAGGUGGAAGACAAACUUUGGAAGACUCCACUGAUGUUGGCCGUUGAGGGGCAAUUUCACUUGGUCGUUGAGUUGCUGCUUAAAACUGAAGAUGGACUCCAGCUUUUGGAAUGGGAGGACAUGUCGGAAGAGCGGCCCUUACAUGCAGCUGUUCGGACUGGGAAUAUACGUAUCACCUCACUUUUGUUGGAACACGGGGCAAACAUCAUGGCAAAAAAUGCACACGAACAGACUCCACUUCAUGUUGCCGCUAUUCAUGGACGUUUUAGUAUCGUGCGAAAAUUGUUGGACCAAACUCCGAUUGUGGCAUACGAAAGAGAUGAAGAUGGAAAUCUUGCCCUCCAUUUAGCCGCGAAGCAUGGAUACCCACAGGUGAUGAAAACGCUUCUUGAGCAGACAAUGCAAGUGAAUGAGAGAAAUGGUCAUGGUUGGACUCCGUUGGCAUUUGCAGCUGCUCACAACCAUCCAGAGUGUGUCAAAAUUUUGCUACAGGAGGGCGCUGAAGUGAAUUCAAAGGAAAAGUCGAAUAUGACUCCGUUGUUCCUGGCUUGUCGUGGGGGGCACGUCGACGUUGUUGGUAUUCUUUUAGAAGCUGGUGCAGACCCGGGGAUCCGUGUCAGUAGAGGACAUGCUCAUUUCGCCCUUUGGAAUUCUCUGGAUAUCGCCAUCCAUGGGCGCAAAACUCGACCGAGCGACACACAAAAUGUGCGCGAUGUGUGCCACUUUCUCCUCCGCAGCGGCAAGGUUGCUUACCAUCAUCACAUUGGAGUUUCCAAAUAUGGACUUCUCACGCUGUCGGCAGCAAACCUGAUUGUUGAGAUGGUACGGUUGAUUCGUUCCCACGUGAAAUAUCUGAAUUUGGAUAACCUCUUGGGACUGAGUAUAUAUUCGCUAGCUAUACUCACUGCAGUUGAUACCAACUGGUGCAUGCAAAAGACAGGCUUACGAGAGAUAUGGCAAUGGGGAUGCGGAACGACUGGACUCCUUCUCGCAUGGCUCAACCUACUUCUCUUCAUCCGCAAGGGACCAACUUUCGGAAUAUUUGUUAUAAUGUUUGUAGUUGUUAUGCUGACAUUCAUCAAGUUUUUCCUUGUGUUUUCACCUUUUCUUCUUGCAUUCGCAUUAUCUUUCCACGCUCUGCUGGCUAAUCAGAUUGCAUUUAGCGAUGUGAAAUACGCCUUGAUCAAAACAUUCACCAUGGUGGUCGGAGAAAUCGACGCAAAUUCGCUAAUAUUCGAGCGUGUGAACAACUCAGAGCUAGACAAACGAUUGUAUUACGAAGGCAUCACGUACGCCCUGUUCGUCGGAUUCAUCGCGCUCAUGUCGAUUGUAAUGAUGAACCUGCUUGUUGGUCUCGCUGUAGAUGACAUCAAAGGUGUGCAACGGAAGGCCACAUUCAUUCGUCAGAAAAUGGAAAUCUCUCUCCUCUUUUCGGCUGAAGCUUUACUCGCGCGGUUUGGUCGGUAUGUCAGAACUCCAAAACAGUACGUUUACAGGCCGAAUAACUCAACUUGUUUGCUCGACUGGUGGUUCCACAAGUCUUACAAGCAGUCAACGCGAACAAUGCUUGAAGUGGCAGAGUUAGAAAUUGAUCUUGUCAUUCUGGGAAAGCAAGCGAUUGACGAUGAUGCGGCACAAACAGGUCAGCUGCUUGCUUCAUUCCUGGGUUGGCCACAAGCCACGUUUGCAUCCAAGAUCACCAGGUCCGGUGAUUAUCUAGAGGUGGUUCGCGAAAUCGAUGGUGGACUGAAUACGGUGAAAAUCAAACUGCCUGCUGUGAUAACUACAGAUCUGCGAUUGAACCAACCACGCUAUGCAACUUUACCGAACAUAAUGAAGGCGAAAAAGAAACCCAUGGUUGUGAAAAAACUUUCCGACUUAGGCAUUGACUUGAUCUCACAUAUUGAGGUCCUCAAGGUUGAAGAUCCUCCAGUUCGCUCCCCUGGUCUCAUGGUGGAUUCAGUGGAUACUUUGAUCUCCAAGCUGAGAGAGAGAGGAGUAAUCAGCUGA